This is a messenger RNA of Contarinia nasturtii (swede midge), 1140 nucleotides long. Its product is annotated as casein kinase I-like. Gene Ontology annotation, biological process: mitotic DNA damage checkpoint signaling; protein phosphorylation. Gene Ontology annotation, molecular function: protein serine/threonine kinase activity; ATP binding. The transcript is spliced from 7 exons. Gene Ontology annotation, cellular component: nucleus; cytoplasm. The record is from RefSeq and is a predicted model, not a curated record. NCBI's taxonomy places the organism in Eukaryota, Metazoa, Arthropoda, Insecta, Diptera, Cecidomyiidae. The coding region runs from base 30 to 1013 and encodes 327 amino acids.
CAUCAAAUUCAUUGUACCACGCAAUUAAGAUGAAUUCGCAUCUAUACUUUCUAUCAAUCAUCGGCCUUUCAUUUCUUACGAUUGGCGAAAUGACAUCAGUGUCCCUCAUCAAGAGUAACAUUUUACAUUUAUUUGCGAAUGGAGUGCCGGAAGUCACUGUAUCAAAAGACCAUCAUUUAAAGCUGUUAAAUAAAGGAAAGCUUGCCGAAACUGAUCAUGCGCUUGUGUGGAAAGGAACUUAUGACAAUAAGGCAGUUGCCUGUAAACUGUUUUGUGAUAAAAAGUAUAUGGAUGAGGAAAUGAAAAUUUUCAAAGCCUUAAAUGCAACGAAAAAUCUGGAUAAGGAACCGCAUGAAAUACCACGAAUCUUUUACCAUGGACCAAUUCUUGGCAAAUAUCAUGCAAUCGCAAUGACAUUGUUUGAUGGAACUUUGUUGGACCGUUACGUAAAACAAGAUGAGAAAUUAUCCGAUUUUAGCAUUUUACUGAUAUUUAAGCAGGCGGUCGAAGCAUUGGAAUUUCUUCACAGCAACAAAGUGUUGCAUAAUGAUAUUAAACCAGAAAACAUUUUCCUACGCGGUUCGGAAGUUUUCUUUAGCGAUUUUCAUUUGUCCACUUUAAACGGUUACCAGAAACGUCCAUGUUCACCAAUGUUUGGAUCAGCGUCGUAUUAUGCCGGAUUUGACCGGGACCCAAUGGAUGAUUUUGAAUCAUUGCUUUAUUCAAUUUGGUACAUAGGAAAUGUGCCAAUGGGCCGGGUAUAUGGACGUGAUAUACCAGAGGGUCGUAUUCUUUUGGGUUUAGACGAACAAGAGGCAAUAUCAAGAAUGGUGGAAAAAUCAAAACAUUUCAAAGACAAAAAUGUUCAGAAAGCGUUUCGUUUCACAAAUAUGCAAAUAAUAUCUGGAAAAAGCAAGCCCGACUAUAAAGAAAUCAUAAAAAAAUUAACAGAAGCCAUAGCUGAAGUAAGCAAAACGACGGGCCAAGAGCGGUUUGAGUGGUUAACAUUUUGAAUAUUGUCAUCAGAACCGGUUCAUAUUGGAAUUAAACCAUUUCGAAAUGAUCUCAAACGAACUUUGCGCCCGAAAAUUUGAAAGAGAAAAAUAAAACACACUGAACCAAUAAAUUAUUAAAAACUUA